Exophiala xenobiotica is the source of this 1509-nucleotide messenger RNA. RefSeq lists its product as uncharacterized. The record is from RefSeq and is a predicted model, not a curated record. Gene Ontology annotation, biological process: sphingosine biosynthetic process. The transcript is spliced from 2 exons. Bases 286 to 1380 code for a protein of 364 amino acids. Lineage: Eukaryota; Fungi; Ascomycota; Eurotiomycetes; Chaetothyriales; Herpotrichiellaceae. Gene Ontology annotation, cellular component: cytoplasm; intracellular membrane-bounded organelle; membrane.
UGAGUCUUUGUCUUUGAAGUUCUUCUGAUGCAUAUCGGGUACUCCGAUCAUAACAUAUACAUACUGCGAAGCCAAGCGCUACCACUAGAGGCACGCCUUACCGGGUAUUGGACCAAAGGAAGCGACUCAAGAAGCCCAUUGGUGGAGUCACAGGACGGCGAGACAGCGAGACUGAUAGCAGGUUUCGGGUGUGCUGACCUAAUAUUUGUGCAUCCUCUGUCGCCGACUUAUAAGGCCAUAAGCCGUCUUUGGUCGUUAUUGAGGCUUCUCGUAUGGUAAUCGACAAUGACCUCUGAGUCACGACUCCCCCUUCCGCCUCACCUGCUCCCCGACCGAGAAGUCCACGUCGUAAUCUCACUCCUGUCCGGGCACCGCAAGGCCCAAGAAUACUACGAUGACACUCUCAAGCCAUUCCUGGACAGUUACGGUGUCAACUACAGCACUCACACAACAAAAUCCGCCAAGUCGAUCACUGAAUUGACGACAGGAUUGAUUCUACCGAAUGCCACAAAAGGUGUCAAACAGACAAUCAUUCUACUAUCGGGCGAUGGCGGCGUGGUUGACAUCGUCGAUACGCUCACUUCUAAGCUCAACGGGCGGCCUUCGGUCUUUAUCAAGCCUGUCAUCGCCCUUGUACCCUUGGGCACGGCAAACGCUCUGGCAUGGAGCUCAGCGGUGGCUCAAGAUCCGUUGAAGGUUAUGCUGACUGGGACACCGAAAUCUUUACCAUCAUUUCAAGCACGAUUUAGCCCCGGUGCGAAGCUGGUUGUUGAUGAAGGACAAGGUCGGGAAGCACUGCCAAACUCAGAAGACGAUGAGACCGCCAUGUAUGGUGCUGUGGUAUUCAGCUGGGGUCUGCAUGCUAGCCUGGUAGCCAUGAGUGACACCACCGAGUAUCGCAAGCAUGGCUUGGAGCGGUUUCGCAUGGCAGCAGAACAGCUGUUGAAGGAUUCUCAUCGCUACAGAGGCAAAGUGAAAUGGAGGAAAGCGGGUGGGGAGUGGACGGAAUUAUCUGGGCCAGAGCAUUCCUAUAUCCUUGCUUCUCUGGUUUCCAAUCUUGAAGAGAAAUUCCAGAUCUCUCCUGCGACGAAACCGGUCGAUGGUACGUUAAGACUUGUGCACAUUGGUGCCGAGGCUGGUUCGGAAAUAAUGCGCCUGCUUGGGCUGGCAUAUCAGUCUGGCAAGCAUGUCGCUGAUCCGAAGGUGACAUAUGAAGACAUUGAUGGUCUGAGGAUCGAGUUUGAUGAAGAAGAAGAGCAGUGGAGAAUGGUCUGUGUGGAUGGGAAGAUAAUUGCGAUAGCAAGAGGCGGCUGGGUGGAGGUGACUAGGAUUCCUGGUUCAGGUACAGAUGGACGAAGGGUCAUCGAGCUGGUCUGCUGAGGAUGCGACCAAGGCGGUUUGCAGUCAAUUAUGCCAUGGGGCGUAUUCUAAUAUCUAGCAUUCCUGCCCUCUGACGUAGGUGAUGGCUCGUUUGAAACGGCGAUAUCAGUAAGAAAAUGCCUGAAUGUU